Closterium sp. Naga37s-1 is the source of this 2484-nucleotide messenger RNA. The record is from the annotation of a GenBank genome assembly. NCBI's taxonomy places the organism in Eukaryota, Viridiplantae, Streptophyta, Zygnematophyceae, Desmidiales, Closteriaceae.
AUGCGGGAGGCUAAGCGCAUAGCGGCGUCGCUGCUGUCGCCCGGCAAUCCCCGGGCGCUGCUUUUCCUGCAGCUGCUGCUCGUCCUGCCGUGCGUCGUUAUCGUCACGCUGCUGUUUUCCAUCCCGCGCGCCUACAAGCCAUCCAAGCCCGGCCUCAUCUCGCAGCGCUUCGCCGCCAUUAACGCCGAGCUAUCCACCGUCGCCGUGCCGGCCGCUGCCGGCGGCGGCGCAGACGGCGACGGCGGCGGCGGAGCCGCUACGGCCGGCAACGCCGCCGCAGCCGCCGCCGCGGCGCUGGCGGCGAAGCAGCAGGAGCCGGUGCGGGCGAUGGACGUACACGUGGCAGUGACGGACACGAAGGCGACCAAGGCGGAGGCUGCGCGGAAGCAGGCCCAGGCGGAACAAGCGCGCAAGGCGCGGCUGAGCGCGCUGGUGCGCGGCAAGACGUCGUGCGGAUGUUUCCAAACGAUCUCAGGCCCGGGCGGCGCCUUCCACGUGAUGUGCACGUGCAAUCUCCUCUGCUGGGACGGCCGACAGCUCAUAGCACAAACCGCCAACCCGGAAGCCCCAAUCCCCUGCAACCAGCUCACCUCAGACGUCUCCCCAGACGCACCAAUGGUAGCCCUCAAUUGCCAGGCCAGGAUCAACGGCCAGCAUCCGCUCGAUCUUGUCCGGAAAGCCGGGGAAUUCCGGCCGAUCGCAUCCCGACCGUCGGAUUGGAUCAGCACGAGGAAAGGGCCGGUGGCGUGGCGGCUUGGCAGGUCGUUUAUCCAGAGAAUGGAGGCUGGAACAGAGGACGUUUCGGCCUUUGUCGCGCGCUUCUUCCCCAUUCUGCUCGUGAACAAAGCGACUGUUCCCGCGCUGCUGCCGCCCGUGCACCGGUUUGUGUUCCCCCGGGAUUCGUACUAUCGUGCUGUGCUCAAAGGGCUAGGCCCGGACGGGUUCCAAGUGGGUGUGCUGGAGCAGCUGCUGGGAGCGGCUUUUGAAUCAAGCAGCGGGGGAAGUAACGGCUCUGCUGGUGGUGCUGCUGCUGGUGGUGUGGGUGGUCGUGCAGGCAGCAGGGAUUGGGAGAGAGCUAACUUGCUCGAUCCCCAGGAGCCGACGGUGCAAGGGCAGGAUGGGGGAGAGGGAGCGGAGGGAGUGCGUGUGGAGGACGAGGAGGGGCGCAAGGUGGAGUUUGAGGGGCAGUGGGCGGCAGCCACAGAGGAUGCUCCCAUGUGCUUUGAGCAUGUGGUGCUGCCGGGAGUGCUGGAUGGGGUGAUUUACCCAUUGGGUCGCAUUCAGGCAGAGAUUUUCCUGCAAAAGGUGGAUGCUAAGCUGGGAAUAUCCGCUGCUAAUGCCGCCGCCGCCGCCGCUGCUGCUGCUGCUGAUGAUGAUCCCACAGCACCGGCUUCAGCUGCUGCUCCGGCGUCCUCAGCUUCGGCCGAACCAGCAGCCGACGCAACCGGCGCUGCAGCCGUCUCCGCACCUACAGCCUCCCACGUGGUCUUUGUGCGGCAGGCAGACGCUGCCGUCCGUUCGAUAGUCCCAGACACCCUCGAAACCCUCAUCAAGAACCUCCAAACAAACCUCUCCUUCACCGUGACUGAAGCCGCCAUGCGCGAUACGUCCUUCUCCCGCUCCUACUCCGCUAUCCGCAGCGCCGAUAUCAUCCUGGGGCUUCACGGGGAGCAGCUUGCAACCGCCGCGGCGUUCGCCACCCGGGAAACCCCUGUCAUAGAGAUCAUGCCGUUCCAUGUGUACUCGCCUCGCUUCGAGUCCCUCGUGCUGUCUUCCAGUCUCCCGUAUUUCCAGCACCAGUGUCACCCCGGCCCCUUCUGGCCGUUCAACCCUGCUGCUGCCGAUGCUGCUAAGCGUCCGCCUGCCACAGCGAGCCAGGGGCUGCCUGCUGCGGUGAUAAACGAGAUAAGAACGUGGGCAGAGGCCGAUGUGGCUUUCCUGAAUGUGACUGUAGCGGAUUGCUUUGUGGAGAGUAUAACGGGGGCGGGGGGAGUUGCGGCGCUGGGGUGCCGGAAGCAUUUUCUCAAGGACCGGCCGGUGAGACUGUGGGAGGAGGAUAUUGCGGGGAUCUCCCUGCUGGUGUCCUUAGCACGGAAUAUCUCUCAAGCUGCAGCCACGGGAAAGAGCAUUGUUCAGGCGGCCCAUUCUUCUUCCUCUUCUUCUUCUUCCUCGUCUGCCGGGGCUGUUGAGCACUUGAGUGCGUCUGGGGAAUCGGCAGUGGGGGCAAUGAUGCAUGGGGAGUUGGAGGGGGCGUGUGUGGGGCGUGGGUUGGACCUAGGGUAUUGCCGGCAGGACUUUGUGCAGCUGCCUUUGGGGAGUGGAGAGGUAGUGCUUACAUCGGCACGUGGAGGAGGGUCAGGGGGUGCGAGUGGGGGUGUGGGGGAUGCUGCUGCUGCUGGUGCUGCUGCUGGUGCUGUGAAUGGGACUGAGUGCGUGGUGGCGAGGAAAUGUUGGAGUUCCGAGGGGUGGGUGCAGGCAAGGUAG